Molecule: messenger RNA, 3658 nt
Organism: Homarus americanus (American lobster)
Lineage: Eukaryota; Metazoa; Arthropoda; Malacostraca; Decapoda; Nephropidae
Exons: 2
Coding region: 857-2896 (679 amino acids)
Source: RefSeq, a predicted model, not a curated record
UGAGGUACCAUCGUUACGUUAUAGUACCGAGUUAUAUAAUUGUACUGAUAACGAGUAAUACGUACCGUGUAAUACUAGGAAAACGGAAGUGUCCUCAUAUCCGCUGGUAAAACCCGUAAUUCUAGCUCAAUGCCUUGUUGUGAAUUCUAAUAUUUUUUUCCAAUAUAUACUGUCACAUGCCAUGCCAUGAACAAAAUGAGUUAAUAAUAAUAAUAAUAAUAAUAAAUAUGAAGAAACAGAAUAACAAAUGCAACAUCAUUUAAUUACCCAAAUAACUUGGGAAUUUGGAAAUAUGAGUCACACAGCACCUGAUAAAGUGAUAUGCUCAAAACGUUUUGAAAGUUCAAGGAGGCACUGUAAGAGCAGUGGCCUUCACAAGUAAUAUCAGUGUUGACUGCAGUGUGUUAAGUGAGAGAGGCGUCUCCAUCACAGUCAGUAGUCGCCAUGGACCAUCUUCGACACUUUCAUAGGAUAUAGAGGAUCCUGAGAGUCGAGGAUCAUCCUCACCACAGUUUCGUAGGAUUUUGAGGUUCCUGAGUGCCAAGGAUCAUCCUCAUCAGUUUCAUAGGAUAUAGAGGAUCUUGAGAGUCCAGGAUUAUCUUCACCACAGUUUCAUAGGAUUUUGAGGAUCCUGAGUGCCAAGGAUUAUCCUCACCUCAGUGUCAUAGGAUUUUGAGGAUCCUGAGUGCCAAGGAUCUUUCCUUUUGCAACAUUCUUAGAACUAAGGUUUCUGUUUCCACUGAUUGACUGAUCUCUAGAUUUGAUAACACAAGUAAACCUUAUUCUUUUAACUUCUUUUUCGUUUAAGAUAAUUUUUAUUUUCAGCCUCUGAAUUAAAAGUAUAAAAUUUUAUAACAUGGAAUCCCGCAUUACAGACUUAAUCUUGUGUACAGUACCAGAUAAUUUAAAGGAUGAGGGAUCCAAGCUCAUUGAAAGAUCAAAAACAUUGGAAGAAACACGACUGAAAAGUCGUAGCUCUAAAUUUCGAAGACACAGCAGUGGCACAUUUGAUGAGUCAGCACAGAUUGUUGAAAGCCAAGAAGCUAUAACACAGAGAAAGACAAAGGCAGAAGAGGCAGCUCUUCCAAUUGCUUUAGCAAAAUUGAUAAUGGAAUUUUGGUCUCCAAACAUGCGUCGACAUGCUGAAAAAUUGAUCUUGCAGAAGGCAGUUCAAGAACAAUAUCUGAAAGAGGAUCAUUUGAAAUGGGUUCAUGUGCUUGAAAAGCCUGAAAAUGACGAGAGCAGUGAUAGUGGAUGGCUUAUAUCCGAUCAAGAUGAUGCUAUAAUUGAAUUAAUAUGGAACAUAUUCAACAUAGAGGAGCAUUAUAAUCAGGUGAAUAGUCAUCGAAUGUGGAUCCAAAGAAGCUACGAUCGUCUAAAAGAUUUUUUACCAAAUCUCCCAGCUGAAAUUAUUGAACGUCAUGACCUUAGUAAAUUUCCUUUCAGUCAGGCAAUAGGUUACACCUUAAAAUGGGUUCACAACAUAUACCAUGAUAUUUGGAAGACUGCUUGUGACCUACACUUAAACAAUGAGCCACAUCACCCCCAAACAUGGAGUAAAGUGUAUGCACCUGAGGAAAAGAAGAAGAAACUGGAACACUGGCUUGAAGGUGUGUGUGAUUUUCACAGUGGGUGUCCAUAUGGACUUGAUAUAACCAACCUGGAUCUGAAUUCUGUGGACAUGCCAGAACCAUUCUUGCUUGAAAGUUUCAUUGAUAUGAUUGGAGUGGAAUGGGAAAGAAAGAAAGGAAAAGAACUAGAUAUAACUACAAGAGAACUCGUUUAUAUUGAAGACAAAUUCCUUCAGCGAUAUUCCAAGAAACAAGCCCAGAUAAUAAAAGACCUGAUGGAAAAGGUUAUUGCUGCUGAUGAUAGUUGGAAGUCCAUUGUAUUAACAGAGAGAGAGAAAAUGCUCCUUACCACCAUACCUCAACACAAACGUGCAUUCUUUGUGUGCCAGGCAGACUUACAGAAAAAGUCUGAAGAGAAAAGGGUGUUUAAGAAUACCCAGAAAGAAAGGAAAAAUAAAUACGAAGAAACUGUUAAUGUUAUUGAUAUAAUGACUGAGGAAAUUAAAAAUAAAGCGCAUGAUACUGCUUUUUUUAUUAUGAUUAGUAAAGUUGUAACAGAAUAUUGGGAAAGUAAUUUCAGGAAGUAUGCUCAGGAUAUCAUCCUUAAGAAAGCUAUUGAAGAAAAAUUUAUCACUGACAGUCAUUUAAAAUGGAUCUUGAUUUUUGAUAAUAAAGUUGAAGAAAAGGGAAAUGUAACCACACAUGCAUUAUCAGAUAAAGCAAUAAAUGAUAAAGCAUUACUUCAGUUACUCUGGGUAGAUUUCAAAAUACGAGAUCAUUUUUCACAUGUACAGGCUCACCGUCACUGGAUAAAACAGAGUUAUUUGCGACUAGCUCGCUUUAUGCCAGAAUUGUCAGAAGAGGUGAUAGAACGUCAUGACCUUACAAAGUUCAGUUUAUCACAGAGUUUAGGUUAUACCUUGAAAUGGGUUCAUGAUAUAAAUUACUCAGUUUGGCGCAAAUCUUGUGAUCGGCAUCUUAAUUUUGAACCUCACCAUCCUCAGAUGUGGUCAAAGAAGCACUCUGCUGAAACUAAACAAUCAUGCUUGGAAUCUUGGUUGUGUGUUAAGGCAGGUGGCUCAAAAUAUGGAGUAGAAAUUACAUCUCUUGACCUGGUUUCAGAAGAUAUGGCAAAAGUUUUCCUGCUAGAGAGCCUAGUGGACAUGGUUGCAGUUGAAUGGGAGAGGAACAAGGGUAAGAGGCUAGAUUUGACAUACACAGAAUUAAUAUACAUGGAAGACAGAUUUCUUUCUCGAUACUCGGUUAAUAACAAGGCAUUUAUUCUUAAUCUAAUGGAGAGCAUUAGAAAUGCAGACCAUGAAUAAACUCUUUUGAGUGUCUUGCAAAGGCUCAAAAAUAUAAUGAUGACCUUUGUCAGAAGAGCAACAUCAUGCUUGUCCCUCACAUGGCAUCCGGGUUCUGUUCCCACUCGAGUCAGAAGGUUAUGAUAUAUAUCUCUAGGUACUCUGGUUUCCUUCUUUACUGCUACAGGACCCUAGGGAUGACUGUAUCAGAAAAACAUGAAAAUCUGGAUAUAUUGUACAGGUCUACCAAAUUAACUUAAUUAGAAACUGAAAAAAACAUUUUGUGUGUUUGAGUGUCGGGUGUAAAUUGUGGGGAAAUGACAUUCAGGUACUAAGAAAUACAGAAGUAAGUUAUAAAUGCAGCUUUGGGCAGAGAGAGUCAGGGAUUGCUUUGUAUUGAGACAGUUAGAAGUAAGAGAUUAAUAAAAAUUGUGUAUAAAGUUAGGGGGUUGUUGACUCGUGUUGCAAUUUAUUUGAAUAUUGUAUCAUCACCAUCACCACCACCACAGUUUUAUCGCCAUUUUCCACACUUGAUUGGGUUAGGAGCAGUGAAAACACUUAAGGGACCAGAAUGAAUAUCCACAUUGUCAUCCUCAUAAAUUAAGAAGGUUCAGUAGUAGUCAAAUAUGCUAUACUGUAUUGGCAUAUUGCAUUAUAGACUAUUGUUGAGGUAUUGGUAACAAUACAGGUUGAUAACCCUUUAUCCGAAAUUCCAAAAACCAAAAAGCUCUGAAAACCGAAAGUUUUUUUUUUUGUGGAGCAAUUUUUUUUUUUUUUUUUUUU